Lipotes vexillifer (Yangtze River dolphin) is the source of this 621-nucleotide messenger RNA. RefSeq names its product putative pregnancy-specific beta-1-glycoprotein 7. Lineage: Eukaryota; Metazoa; Chordata; Mammalia; Artiodactyla; Lipotidae. The record is from RefSeq and is a predicted model, not a curated record. Gene Ontology annotation, cellular component: plasma membrane; cell surface. The coding region runs from base 1 to 621 and encodes 206 amino acids. The transcript is spliced from 2 exons. Gene Ontology annotation, biological process: regulation of immune system process; signal transduction. Gene Ontology annotation, molecular function: protein tyrosine kinase binding.
AUGCUAUUGGAGGAAUCAAGGUAUAAAAGGGGCAAUGUUCUCUCUGUUGUCUUCACAGCGGUGUUGUCCACCCCAGUCAUCACCAGCAACAACUCCAACCCCAUGGAGCAGGACACUGUAGUGUUAACAUGUGGGCCUGAGACUCAGAACACCUCCCACAUGUGGUGUGUCAACAAUCAGAGCCUCCCCAACAGCACCAGGCUGGAACUAUCUGAGGACAACAGGACUCUCACUUUAUUCCAUGUUAUGAGGAAUGACACAGGACCCUAUAUGUGUGAAACUCGGAACCCAGUGAGUGUCAGCCGCAGUGACCCAUUCACCCUGAAUAUCAUCUACCCAGUGGCACAGCCCUCCAUCGAAGCCAGCAACACCACAGCCACAGAACAUGAGAAUACCGUGGUCCUGACCUGCUGCACAAAUGACACUGGGAUCUCCAUAUGCUGGUUUUUCAAUGGCCAGAGUCUACUGCUCACAGAGAGGAUGAAGCUGUCCCCAGACAACAGCACCCUCAUCAUCAACCCCGUCAGGAGGGAGGAUGCCGGGGAUUAUCAGUGUGAGGUCUCCAACCAGGGCAAUUCCAGCAAAAGUGACCCCCUCAGGCUGGGUGUGAAAUGUAAGUGA